Molecule: messenger RNA, 609 nt
Organism: Acanthamoeba castellanii str. Neff
Lineage: Eukaryota; Discosea; Longamoebia; Acanthamoebidae
Product: Fbox domain containing protein
Exons: 3
Coding region: 1-609 (202 amino acids)
Molecular function (GO): protein binding
Source: RefSeq, a predicted model, not a curated record
AUGGAGGGGCAAGACAUGACACUGGCCUUGCCAGAUGAGCUUCUGAGCGAGGUCAUCAGAAAGCUGAGGAAGACCGAAUGGCUGUGUGCGGCGGUGCUGGUGAACCGCCGGUGGCACGGCCUGGCCAGCUACUGGCGCCUGUGGCGCACCCCCUUCCGCGCUCGCUUCCCGGCCGCUUCGCUGCCCGCGCCACCACACCCCGCCCAACACCCGCACACCACCACUUGCCACCCGACAUGGCCCGGCCCUGACGUCGGCCUCGCCACCGGCCGCGGGCGGUCCGCGAGCUGUCUGGGCGGUCAUUGCGGCCCCGACAUUGUUGUUCGAGGCAGCGCCGUGCUGAGCCACAACCACAACAACAACGGCAAUGUGGUGGAGUGGCGCGCGGAGCUGGUGGCCAACGCGCGGCGGGUGCAUGAGCGAUGGAUGACCAACCAGCGCAACCUGCUCUGGAGUCACGACGUGCCUUCCCUCUACAAGCCAUCGCGGGAGUCGUCGCGGGUGGCCCCGCGUGACGGCAAGGUGUGUUUCGCCCGCAUCGCCAUCGAGUCCUACCAGAUGUCCUACGUCCUCGUACUCUACGCCAACGGCAAGCGCGGUGCGCGUUAA